Candoia aspera is the source of this 1982-nucleotide messenger RNA. Its product is annotated as PH and SEC7 domain-containing protein 1-like. The coding region runs from base 1 to 1170 and encodes 389 amino acids. Lineage: Eukaryota; Metazoa; Chordata; Lepidosauria; Squamata; Candoiidae. The transcript is spliced from 8 exons. Gene Ontology annotation, molecular function: protein binding; phospholipid binding. The record is from RefSeq and is a predicted model, not a curated record.
AUGAUCGGUGUUAACAGCAUCAACAGCAGCGGCAACGCUGGCCGCCUCCGGGCGCGCUCCAUGUGCUCGGUGCGUUAUGGGCGCAACUGCCGCGGCGUGGAGACCUUCUGCUACGGCUGGCCGCAGCGCUCGCGGACCCUCAAACCCGUCCUCUACACAGAUCUGGUAGUCAACCGCCUGCAGAGCCGCAGAAAGAAAAAGCCGGCUGUAUAUAGUUCUAUCAAGAAUGAAAAGCUACAGUGGGCCAUAGAUGAAGAAGAGCUGCGAAAGUCCCUUUCAGAACUGGCAGACCCCAACUCAAAGUCCAUCAAACGCAUCAGCAGCUGCAGCAAUCCUUUCCUGGACUUCUCACAGGAUCCCAGCAUUGCUAUGUACAAGCACGGUCUCCUGGUGCGCAAGAGCCAUGCUGAGCCAGAUUGCAAAAAGACUCCAAGAGGAAAACGGGGGUGGAAGACUUUCCAUGGGAUACUAAAGGGAAUGAUUUUGUAUCUACAGAAGGAGGAAUAUAAACCUGGCCAAGCCCUGGCUGAGGAAGAUCUGAAAAAUGCCAUCAGCAUCCAUCAUUCACUGGCCACCCAAGCAUCAGAUUACAACAAGAGACCCAACGUUUUCUACCUCAGGACAGCUGACUGGAGAGUCUUCCUCUUCCAAGCCCAGAACACAGAUCAAAUGCAUUCCUGGAUCACACGAAUUAAUGUGGUAGCAGCCAUGUUCUCUGCACCACCAUUUCCAGCUGCCAUUGGAUCCCAAAAAAAAUUCACUCGUCCAUUAUUGCCCAGUUCUACCACAAGACUAUCACAGGAAGAGCAACUGAAGACUCAUGAAAUCAAAUUUAAAGCCAUGGCAGCAGAGCUUUUAGAGCAUCGUUCCUCCCUUCCUGAGAAGAAGGUGAAAGGCAAGGAAUAUGAGGAACUGAAGCAGAAAGAAGAGUAUCUGAUAUUUGAAAAAUUACGCUAUGGCAUUUAUGCUACACUAAUGCGCACCAAGCUGAAGACUGGCUCUGAGGAUUUAGCAGCUUUGGAAGCCACCCUAUUUGAUACAGUGGGCAGCACAGAAGACAGCUUCAAGGGAUCCCAGUCCAGCCUUUCCCUGAACCUGGAGCCAGCUGGCACAGGUUCCAAGAUGAAACGCAGCAAUCAGCAAACUACUAGUAACCAGCAAAAAUCAUAGGUGAUCACUCUUGUCAAAGAAAAUGGCAUUCCUGUCCUAGAAAUUUGCAAGUCGUCAUUCCUCAUGGUCAGGAGUCACACACUGAAGACAUUGUUAAUGGACCCAAUUCUGUAUUAACUUCAUCAUGGAAAGACCUAUCAUGACUGCAGUCCCACUCUAUACAGCCUUCCCAGUAUUAUCAGACUAUGGCUCAUGGGUAAAAGAACCAAAAUCCACGGUUAAGUAACAGGGCUGCAUUCUUAAUCAGUGCUUCACUAUAUCAACUUUUUCCAUCUCUUGCAAAACCAAGAGUAGGGGAGUGGAAGAAAGGAGUAUACUUCCCUACUUUUUCUUACAUUUUUUGUGAUAUAUUUUACAUUUUUUAGUACCUGAUAAUGCUGAAUCACACUGGAAUAGAAAAAGUAAUUUUGACAUUGCAUAAGAUAGACAGUUAUUACAUUCAGUGAAUACUUUUGCAUAGAGUUUUGGGGGCAGAGGCUCCUGCUCUUCCUUGCAGAUACAGUGCUGUAUGGUCAGCCUGCAGGAGCAUCUUCAUGGAAGCCCAAUUCUUUCACCACCAGCAGCUCUCCUGGAGUGGCUCAGUUAUUUUCUCACCAGCACAAGCUGGAUCAUGACUUAUCCUGAUAAUUGUUCAGCACUUACAAAACUGGGCAGAGGGUGCAUAUAUUUCAAAGGGACCAGCACAAAAUCAGGGACAGUGGAUGCCUCCCAAGUGGCAGCUGGACAAUGCCAUAAUAGGGCAAUCCAUCAGCACACACUUGUCUAAUAGUUCUCCUCUUCCACAGCAGAACACCCUAGGCAGUGGGCCUGCU